Messenger RNA from Sphaerodactylus townsendi, 2994 nucleotides. It is a transcript of the gene ATF6B, whose product is annotated as activating transcription factor 6 beta. The transcript has 16 exons. Gene Ontology annotation, molecular function: RNA polymerase II cis-regulatory region sequence-specific DNA binding; DNA-binding transcription factor activity, RNA polymerase II-specific. NCBI's taxonomy places the organism in Eukaryota, Metazoa, Chordata, Lepidosauria, Squamata, Sphaerodactylidae. The record is from RefSeq and is a predicted model, not a curated record. The coding region runs from base 16 to 2340 and encodes 774 amino acids. Gene Ontology annotation, cellular component: nucleus. Gene Ontology annotation, biological process: endoplasmic reticulum unfolded protein response; regulation of transcription by RNA polymerase II.
CAUCGGCAGGUAGCAAUGUGCAUCCUUUUUGACCACCGACAAGCCCUUUGCGCAUGCGGAUAUCGUUUGACUCCUUCCCUUUCCCGUUCUAUGAGCGUUCCAGUAAAAUUAAGUUCCGCCAGUCGCUUGGGCCCUGCGAUUUUGCCCUUAAUGCGCAUGCGCGACUCGAUCGUCCGCUAUUGGCUCAUAGAGUUCCGACUCGAUAUACUUCCGUAUCCUUUUCUUUUUACUAUUGGUGUACGGUCAGGUGGCAGCUUGCCUUCUUUUCCUCCCGAUUGGCUGGAGCAGCGCAAUAGCGCGAAUCCCAUUGGGCGCCGAUGUUGCUAUGACAGCAGUGUGGAGGAGAGCGAGGCAGCGGCCGUUCAGGACACAGGUCUGUAUAGUUGUCUGGGUGAUGACAGAGAUGUGGCAGCAGAACUUUUCCCCUGUCUGGAACGCAGCAUUGUGGAUGCUGAAGGAGACCACUGUAUGUUCAGCAAUGGGUUUGACUUGGACAUGGAAACUACGCCCCCAGACCCUCCUUGGGACCCAUUACAAGACACCCUCUUUCAAGAGCUGCAGGUUAAGUCUGAGCCGGUCUCCCCUGCCUCGUCUCACUGUUCUGAUUUGUCUGCUGGAUCCUCCUCUCCUUCCUCCUCCUCGUCUGACUUUCCAGGGCAGGCCCCCAGCCCAGCUGAUGUGAUCGGUGUGAAGACAGAGCAUCCCCCAACCCCCCCAUGCAUGUUUGGAGAUGUCCUUUCCCCGCCAUUCGGCACUGUGCACAUCAAUGUUGUUUCCGCACCUGACACAGGGAAAGUCACGUCCCCGAAUAAAGCAGAGAACAUUCUCAGCCGGAAGCCCCCCAUUCAGCCCAAGCCAGUUGUGGUCACCACCGUGCCAGCAGCCACUCCCAGUAAGACUAUUUUGCUGCAGCCUGUCCCUGCCGCUCAGUCACAGACGAUCAACCCUGGAAUAGCAGUUUCAACCCAGGGCGUAGUGAUCUCCCAGUCUGAGCUGCUGCACCUCCCGGUGUCUGGCCUGAUCAAGGUUCAGUCCCCCAUGAAGGAAGUUUUCCCAUCAAAGCCCACUCCCUCUUGCCCCAAGCCGGAGGCCAAAACCAUUGUCCCGGCACCCACGCAAAUCGGAUCCUGCAGCCCGGAGGUCGAUCUGAAAGUGUUGAAACGGCAGCAGCGGAUGAUUAAAAACCGGGAGUCGGCUUGCCAGUCCCGGAGGAAAAAGAAGGAGUACCUGCAGGGGCUGGAGUCUCGGCUGCGUGAGGCCCUGGCAGACAACGAGAGACUCCGGCGGGAAAACGCGCUCCUGCGACGGCGGCUGGACUGCGUCGUCAGCGAGAACGGAGACCUGAAGUUUGGCUCCGGGAAUCGGAAAGUCAUCUGCGUCAUGGUGGUGCUGCUUUUCAUAGCCUUCAGUUUUGGGCCUGUCAGCAUCAGCGAGCGAAAAGCAGCAGAUGUGGAGCCUCCGAGGCAGGAAGCAGACGCUGGUCCCAGCCUCAGGCACCUUCUAGGCGUCGUGGAGGAGUCUGUGGAAAUCACGGAGGAGGAACUCCCUGAGCGGCAAGAGGAGGCCCCAGCCAAGGCUGGAAAGACGCAGUUCCGAAACUUGUCUUCUCCCUUCUCUGACAUGAAGGACCUUGUGCUGAGGGACUUGGACAAGCUGUUCCUGGCCUCCGAUUGCCGCCAGUUCAACCGCACUGAAUCGCUCAGGCUGGCAGACGAGCUCAGUGGGUGGGUCCGAAGACAUCAGAUCAACGGGAGAAAGCCCUCGCAGUCGCGAAAAGCUGCGCAGGCCAGCCAGGAGAAAAACAAGGAAAGGAAGCCCCUGAGCCCUUCCCGUUACGUUCCCGCCAGUCCCCCCAGGCACCCGGAGAGGGAUUCCCUGAGCCAGCUGCAGGUGUACCAGCAUCCUGACCACAAGGACCAUGACUUCAUGGAUGCCAUCGAUCGGCGAGAGGAUACCUUCUACGUGGUGUCAUUCCGCAGGGAUCACUUACUGCUGCCUGCCAUCAGCCACAACAAAACCUCUCGCCCAAAGAUGUCGCUGGUGAUGCCCGCCAUGGCCCUCAACGAGAGCCUCUACAAUUCCUCGCUGGGCUACGAGGUGAUGAUGCAAAUCGACUGCGAGGUGAUGGACACGCGCGUCAUUCACAUCAAGAGCUCAACGGUGCCCCCCUUCCUGAAACGGCAGGAGGCCGCCCCCGACAACCGCACUCAGCCUUCCCCGCAGGCCUUUUCCGGACGGACGACCCGGGCGGCUCUGCGGGCCCAGCGGCCCACUUUCUCCUCCUCAGCCAAGCGGCAUCCGCAUCGUACCCUGUACUUCGGGGAACACGUUGGCGAGUAGCGUCAGACCUUCCAGGGGAAGGCGAAGAGAACUGUGACUGCAGUGCCCUGCAAAUGGUACUCCUUUUGCUGAGGAAAGGGACAUGCCACUCGCUGGAACUUGGCCUGUGUGAAAGAUGGACGCAGCAGUUCCUGCAAGCACUGUGGACCGAUUUCCUUAGACUUGUCUGUUCCCAUCCUUACACAAAUAUCCUCCUCAGACGACUGCUUCCCUAAUUUCACUGCUGCCCUCGGGACGGGUCGGGGAGGAUCAUUCCCUUCAGUUAGGCCCCCCUGCCCCUUGACCAGGUCUUGGCUUCCAUGCUCUGUGGAUGAGGGAAUCUUUGUCGUUACUGCCCCCUGGUGGAUGAGACUGAUGGCUGCACAUUUGAAGACGGGGAGGAAGGAGGGCGUGUUUCAUACUGCUGUUUGCAAUCUGUGUGUUUGAGAGAGAGAGUGAAUGGAUGGAUGGAUGAAUGAAUGAAUGAAUGAGGGAGGAGAGUUUCCUCCCUAUCCUACAAAGAGGAGUGUGUUCGUGUUCAUGUUCUGUCCUCUCCCCCUCCUCUGCUGCGAUCGCACUUAGACCUGCCCCUCGGAGGUCCUUCUUGUGGAUUUUUUCUCUUUAAUUUUUUUUUAAAAAUAGAGCUCCAAAUAAAGCCAACUAUGAGAUCCCAAA